Messenger RNA from Lodderomyces beijingensis, 960 nucleotides. The record is from the annotation of a GenBank genome assembly. Lineage: Eukaryota; Fungi; Ascomycota; Pichiomycetes; Serinales; Debaryomycetaceae.
AUGAGGGAUUCGAAUACAACUAUGAAAAACAGAAGCAAAGAGCCAGCAACUGCCACGGCAACGACUCCAUUAACUGGACCCGAUCCAGCAGCAAGACGACUCGCUUUCUACCAUGAACUUGACAAGUGGCAGCAGGAUAACCACUUUAUCAAGUCGGGCUACGUAAAAGAGACAUCUUCGUAUUGGGCCAGUUUCAAAUCGUUGGGGUAUUUGCAUAACGAAACCGUCAAUAUCUACUCCCACUUGCUUCCAUCGAGCAUUUCCUUCUGGGUGAUACUAUACUAUAUAAAUUUCCGAUUGACCAUGUACGAUAACUACUUGGGCAUCUGGGAAAAGCUCAAUUUUCUCCAGUUUGCCUUGGCAUGCACAUUCUGCUUGUUUAUGUCUUCGAUAUUUCAUUGCAUGAAGUCCCAUUCUCAUAAAGUCAGUCGCUUUGGGAACCAGCUAGAUUACUUUGGCAUCAUCAUUUUGAUCUCGUCCUCUUUGAUAUCAAUCAUCUUAUUUGCAUACUAUGACUUCCCACUUCAGAAGUGGGUCUUUAUUGCAUUGACGUUGGUUUUCGGAACCACCUGUACUGUGUUUACGUUGCAUCCAGAAUUCUCCAAGAACUACUACCGCCCUUUCAGGUCAGCCAUGUUUAUCUUGUUUGGCCUUUCUGGGGUCUUGCCUGUUGCAAAUGCAAUACGCAUGUUUGGAUUCGAGACUACAAAAGCGAGGUGUGGCAUGGUAUGGUUAAUUUUGGAAGGAGUGUUUUACAUUCUCGGUGCCGUUCUCUAUGCAAUGAGAUUUCCCGAGAGCUUGGGCCAUUUGGACUCAGAAGAGUACUUGUUUUCGCCAGGAAGAUUUGACAUUUUCGGACACUCGCACCAAAUCUUCCACGUUCUUGUCGUGGUGGCUGCCUUUUGCCAUUGGAAAGCUCUAGUGGAGUGUUACCACUACUUGCACCAGAGCAUCUUAUAG